AUGAGGUUCGCCAAGAAAGGAAAAUUGAGCCCUCGGUAUAUAAAACCCUUCAAGAUCUUAGAAAGAGUUGGAGCAAUAGCAUAUCAGUUGGCAUUACCGUCAGACCUUUUGAAUAUUCGCCUCGUGUUUCAUGUGUCAAUGCUUAGGAAGUAUAACUCGGAUCCAUCUUAUGUAAUACAGUAUAAGACCAUCCAGCUAAAAGAUGAUUUGACCUAUGAGAAGCAACUGGUAGCUAUCCUUGAUCAGCAAGUCAAAAAGCUCCGUUCAAAGGAUGUAGCCUCAAUGAAAGUGUUAUGGCGAAACCACACCAGUGAGGAGGUAACGUGGUUCCAACGAGGCCCCACAACCCCAUUUGAUCCAGUAGUGGAGGUUAGAGUCGAUUAA
Molecule: messenger RNA, 384 nt
Organism: Theobroma cacao (cacao)
Lineage: Eukaryota; Viridiplantae; Streptophyta; Magnoliopsida; Malvales; Malvaceae
Source: RefSeq, a predicted model, not a curated record